AUGGCCAUUUUCAAGGCCUCUUCUGUCCUUUCAUUAGACCUUCCCAAGUAUACGGGUCUGAAGACUGCCCAGAAUCAUAGUAUCCUCACCGUCACCUUCCACAACCCGUCUUCACCUGUCAAUCUUUGGAACGAAGACACUCAAAACGACCUGAUUGAUUUGGUCUCUCGACUCCAACAUGACAACGAAACCAAGGUUGUCGUAUUUAACACUGAUUUUGUUGUAUCAUUCGCAACUUUGAUGUACAACGUAUCGAGGCUGCCGCAGGUCACCAUUGGCGCAGUCGAGGGUCGAGCACGAGGUGCUGGAAAUGAGUUCCUCGUCGCCUUGGACAUGCGAUUCGCAACUAAAAAUGACACCUUAUUUGGUCAACCUGAAGUUGGCAGCGGCUUAUUUCCCGGAGGGGGAGGCAGUCAAUUUCUUACGAAUCUGAUCGGUAGAGGGCGUGCGAUGGAAUACAUCCUCAGCUCCAACGACAUCACUGCUACUGAAGCUGCCGAGAUUGGUUGGAUCAACAAGGCCUUUGACACAUCCAACGAUCUGUACGACUAUGUGGAUAAGCUCGCGCAGAGACUAGCCUUGUUUCCCCUCUCAGCUCUUGCUGGUGGUAAGAAGACUGUUAACCGAGCAUCGCCAUCGCUUGAGCAUGUUGUUGCGGAUGCCAAGGAUUUCUUCAAGCAGUAA
This is a messenger RNA of Fusarium graminearum PH-1, 684 nucleotides long. RefSeq lists its product as uncharacterized. Bases 1 to 684 code for a protein of 227 amino acids. The record is from RefSeq and is a predicted model, not a curated record. NCBI's taxonomy places the organism in Eukaryota, Fungi, Ascomycota, Sordariomycetes, Hypocreales, Nectriaceae. The transcript is spliced from 2 exons.